This is a messenger RNA of Mytilus trossulus (common blue mussel), 1296 nucleotides long. RefSeq lists its product as uncharacterized. The transcript is spliced from 2 exons. Lineage: Eukaryota; Metazoa; Mollusca; Bivalvia; Mytilida; Mytilidae. The record is from RefSeq and is a predicted model, not a curated record. The coding region runs from base 1 to 1296 and encodes 431 amino acids.
AUGAGGAACAUCGAUAAGACAGGUCUACCAGGGAAAUUAAAGGCAUGGAUAUACCAACAUGGACUCCUGCCAAGGAUAUCAUGGCCACUUAUGUUGUACGAAAUUACAUUAUCAACAGUUGAGAAGCUUGAAAGAACCAUCAACAGACAUCUAAGGAAAUGGUUAGGUGUCCCUCCAAGUUUUACAACUGUAGGACUGUACAGCAGGACCGCAAAGUUGCAGCUCCCAUUAACAUCUAUAGUGGAAGAAUUCAAAGUAUGCAAAACUCGCCUUGUAAUGACAUUGAAAGAAUCAAAAGACGACAAAGUAAGAACAGCAGGUGUCCAAGUAAGAACAGGGCGACAGUGGUCAGCAUCAAAAGCAGUUUCAGAGGCAGAGAGUAGAUUAAGGCACAAAGAUAUCAUAGGAACGGUGGCAGUAGGAAGACAGGGCCUUGGAACAUCAAAAAGUUGCUACUGGAAAAACGCUAACACCAAAGAAAGACGAAGUCUAGUUCAAAGAGAGGUAAAAUCUAGAGAAGAAGAGAACAGACAAGCAAAGACAGUAGAAUUAGGGUGCCAAGGCGCAUGGUCAAGAUGGGAUUUAGAACAACGAUCCCUCACAUGGUGGAAACUAUCAGAAACACCAGAUAGUCCCUUGUGCGGAAAUAGAGGAACACUUCAUCGUGUACUUUCAGGAUGCAAUAUCGCUCUCACACCGGGGAGAUAUACAUGGCGACACAACCAAGUACUCAGGGAACUUGCUGAAGUGAUAGAGAAACAGAGGAGGGAUGCAAAACAAACUAAGAACAAACCUAUUAAAAUCCAGUUUGUGAAGGAGGGGGAACUAGGCCAGAAAAGUAAACAGAACACAUCAGGAAUGUUAAAUCAGGCUAAAGACUGGCAGCUAGAAGUAGAUCUAGGGAAAAAGCUGCAAUUUCCGGACAUUGUACCAACCAACCUAAGACCAAACAUGGUUCUAUGGUCUUCUGGCAGUAAAAAGGUUAUGAUAAUUGAGCUGACUGUUCACUGGGAGGAGAGAUGUGGCGAAGCCAAUGAAAGAAAGAGGGCAAAGUAUGACGAACUAUUGGCAGAAUGUAGAGACAAAGGAUGGCAGACAUGGAACUUUCCUGUUGAGGUUGGCUGCAGAGGCUUCCCUGCACAGUCAGUGUGGCGGUUGUUUUCUGCAGUAGGAGUGACUGGCCGGCAAAGAAGAACAGCAAUACAGAAACUAUGCCAAGCAGCAGAGAAAGCGUCUUGCUGGAUAUGGAUGAAGAGAGACAGUAGUAGCUGGAAACCCACCACCAAUGCGCAGUGA